Messenger RNA from Zophobas morio, 2403 nucleotides. Its product is annotated as dymeclin. Gene Ontology annotation, cellular component: Golgi apparatus. NCBI's taxonomy places the organism in Eukaryota, Metazoa, Arthropoda, Insecta, Coleoptera, Tenebrionidae. The transcript is spliced from 8 exons. Gene Ontology annotation, biological process: Golgi organization. Bases 234 to 2207 code for a protein of 657 amino acids. The record is from RefSeq and is a predicted model, not a curated record.
AAGGCCAUCUCUGUAUGUCCUGCAGCUUCAGCUACAGAUAUCUAACUUCUAUACACUUCAACCAUCUAUUUUUUGUAAGCUCCAUGAACAACCUCAAUCAGUGGCGUCGGUGAUUUUUAAACGUCAUUUGACAGAUGACGUGUUUACUUUUUUACGAUAAGGUUAUGUCCCAUAAAAUUUAUUGAAAAAUGAUUAUUGUGUUCGCUAUAAAUUAAAAUAACUUAUGCAGAGAAAUGGGUACCGCAGUUAGUAAAAAUUUAGAUUUAUCAACAAAUGAGUAUUUACUAAAAUUUGUAAGCAACCAACCCAUAUCACAAAAUGACCCCUUUUGGAAUAGAUUCGUGGCUUUUAAUAUUUCCCCACCAAUGACAAGUAAUGAUCAACUUGCACUAGAGUCAAAAAUUGAGAACCUCUGCCAGUUACUUUUGAAAAAUAAUCAUAUCUCUGGAAAUUUGGGUUCAAUUAUUGAUGUGUUUUUGUCUCGGGCUUCAGAGUUACUUGCUGCCACAACUACAGAUGCAAGUCUGUUUAUUUGGCAGUUAUUCAACAUUUUGUUUAUAAUUCGUUGCAUUUUGAAAUUUCUAACUGAAACUGUGACUGAAGAACAGCUCAUCGAGCAAGUUGAGUAUAAUGGCAAUGGAAUGAGACUUGAAGCUUUUAUUGAUUCCCUAGUAAAGAUAAUUGUUGAUGUAGAAGUUAAAGAUUCAACUUAUGGCAUUCAUCUUGAGGCUGUCACAACAUUAUUAGUAUUUUUAUCAGUUCAGUUACAUUCAAAUAGAAAAUCAGACCAAAGCAAUAUUUAUAGACUUAUAAUGAGGGGAAAGCAUACAACACAUGCCCCUUUACUUAUCAAAAGUUUAUUAAUAAAUUACACAAAUCAGGACAAAGUUCCUGUUGGAUAUGGCGCCAAUACAGGCCAUAGUCUCGUUUUAGGAAUUGCUGCAGAGUUAUGGUCAUUUUUGACAUUUAGUAGAAAGUCUGAUGAACUAUUAGUUUCUGAAACUAGCGACUAUCAAGAAGUACCACUGGCGACUCAAAGUUUAUUGCUGGUUUUGGUGUUGGUGCAUCAUUGGACCACAAAAAAUAAUCCAUAUAGGAAUAGUUUAUUUUUGUGUAUGAAUAGUGCAGACAAUAAUCCAAUUCCUCCAACACAAGCCAGUAUUUUGUCUAGAAUUGAUUAUAACGCCCUCUAUACUACCAUAUGUAAAAAAGCGUCAGGGGAUGUGACCACACUUCUACUAUAUUUAUUACUGCACAGGAAUGAACCCAUUAAAGCUUUUCUUUUAAGUAGGCCUGACCUGGAUCUUUUGAUUAUUCCUAUAUUGAAGACAUUAUAUAAUGCCCCUAAUAGCAAUUCACACCAUAUAUACAUGUCCCUUAUUAUUUUAUUAAUUUUAAGUGAGGACGACUCUUUUAACAAAACUAUUCACGAAAUUAAAUUAAAAAACAUAGUUUGGUAUACGGAAAGAAGCCUUACGGAAGUCUCUUUAGGCGGUUUGUUGGUGCUGGUAGUGAUACGGACUGUUCAAUAUAACAUGUUAAAAAUGCGUGAUAAAUACCUACAUACCAACUGUUUGGCAGCUUUAGCGAAUAUGUCUGCCCAAUUUAGAGACUUACACCCUUAUGUUAGCCAACGUUUAGUUUCAUUAUUUGAAACAUUAGCGAAACGAUAUCAGAAGUUAUCAACGAAACUCCUAAACGGAAAAAAUAUUAAAACUUCAGAAUUAGCCAUAACAGUAGUACAAGAUGGUGAUGACAUGGAACAAGACAUCACAGUUUUAGAAGAAGUUUUGAGAAUGGUUUUAGAAAUAUUUAACUCAUGUCUUUCCAACCAGUUGGUCAAUAAUCCAAAUUUAGUUUAUACACUUUUAUACAAUAAACAUAUUUUUGAACCGUUCAAGGAAAAUGUAGCUUUCCAGGACAUCAUCCAGAAUAUUGACAUUAUUAUUCAGUAUUUUUCAACUUUACUUGAUGAUAAAACGCAGCACAAUGAAGUAGAUGCCUAUCAAGUUCUGAACGUAAUUCAGCAGGGUGCUAAACGUUGGCCUAAGGAUAAAUUGAAGAAAUUCCCUGAUUUAAAAUUUAAAUACGUCGAGGAAGACCAGCCAGAAGAAUUUUUUAUACCUUACGUGUGGACCUUGGUUAGCCAACAGUCGAUAUUGCACUGGAUUAACGAUAAUUCCCCACUACUAGCGACUGUUUGCUAACACCGUAAUAUGCAAGAAUACAAAUUAUUUAUUACUUUGUUUAAAUUUGAGUUAAAACUUUAAUUUGUCAUUAUAAGUUUGUUUUAAAUAUUUCAUUACAUGUAUUUGUUAAAUGUUUAAUAUUUUAAUUGUUCCGUAUUGUACACAAUUUUUGUAAAAGAGUAAUCUUGUACAAUAAAUUGAAAUAAUUUGUUAA